UAGGAUUCCGGUCGGAGCGCACUUGAUGGUGAUCAGCCCUCUGGAAAUAUACUUGAACUAUUUUUACAUGGAGGGGACACCAGGGCUCCUAGCUGUCUUCAUCAUAGCAACAUGUUUUCUGGUCGGUGGAGCACAAAAAACAGAGUGUCGCACAGUGGCUGACAUUGUGUUCCUCGUGGAUGGCUCCACCAGCAUCAGCCCUACAGAUUUCCAAGAGGUUCGGAUGUUUCUCCACACCUUCAUUGAGGGCCUGGAUAUCGGUUCUGAUAAGGUUCGCGUUGGACUGGCCCAGUUUAGUGACCAGCCCAAGAUGGAAUUCCUGUUGGCGGAUAAUACAGAAAAACGUGCCUUACUGGAGAAAGUGGAUCAGCUUGAACAGCUGAAAGGAGGCACAGCCACUGGCACAGCUAUUAGAUUCCUUCAGAGAGAGUUUUUCACCCCGGCUGCAGGAAGCCGUUCUGGUCAGAGGGUGCCCCAGAUUGCUGUGGUACUCACUGAUGGGGAUUCUGUGGACGAUGUAGUGGAGCCUGCCAAGGAACUAAGGCAAAGUGGGGUCAUUGUCUAUGCUAUUGGAGUGGGGAAUAUUGAUAAAAGCCAGCUGCAAGCUAUUGCUAACAGGCCCAGUAAGCAUUUCCUAAACAGCAUCCUUAGUUUCCAGGCGCUACAACCACUUUCCCAGGAUCUGCUGAACACUGUGUGUGACUCCAUGCAGAACCAGAGGAUAGCUCUUGCGCCAACGUUCUCUGACAUCUUCUUCCUGGUGGACAGCAACCUGAAACCUGCAGACUUCCAAAGUGUCAAAAAAUAUCUCAUGAAGCUGGCCGAAAAACUUGAUGUAAGCGAGAACACCCAUCGCCUUGGUUUGGCCCAGUUUUCCCAGGACACCAAAGUGGAGUUUUUGCUGAACACCCACUACACCAAGGAAGAGUAUUUGGCAGCUCUCAGUAUAUUCAAGCUGCGCCCCAAUGGGCGUCGUCAGCUGGGCAGUGCCCUUAGAAAUGCCCGUGAAAAGUUCUUUACCACAUCAUCUGGUGGUCGUGCUGAAAAGCGCUACAAGCAAAUUCUGGUCACUGUGACAGGAGGGAAAUCAGAUGAUAACUUCAGGGAAGUGGCAGGUACUAUCAAAUCUGAAGGGAUAAUCAUUGUUGCCAUUGGGCUUGGUACCUGGGUAUCUAAACUUGCAGACCUUAAGGAUUUGGCCACCCAACCAUUUUUCUACCAGACUACAGACAAUGCAGAGAUGUCAGUCUUUGAGACUGCACAUGAGGUGGUCGCUGUUACUGAUGAGUGCAGCAAGGCUUCAGUGGCAGACAUUGUGUUCAUAGUUGAUGAAUCUGGGAGCAUUGGAAACGAAAACUUCCAUCUGGUUCGUGGAUUCAUCCACAACAUAGUGGAGGGGCUGAAUGUGGGCUUGAAUGGCGUAAGGGUGGGCAUUGUCCUUUACAAUGAAAAGGCUUCAGUUCAGGUUUUCCUAAAUUCCUCUCAAGAAAAAAGUAGCAUCCUUACGUUCAUCAAGCUACUGCCCUAUCGUUCUGGUGGCACAAAGACUGGUGAGGCCCUUGACUUUGCAAGAAAGAAUAUGUUUAUUAUGGAGCGGGGAAGCAGGAAACAAGAGGGAGUGCAGCAGGUGGCGAUAGUCAUUACUGAUGGAGAAUCGCAGGACAACGUUACUUCUCGUGCCGCUGCCCUGCGCAGAUCUGGCGUCACUGUUUAUGCAGUGGGGAUCAAGGAUGCUGACGAGAAAGAGUUGAAACAGAUCGCUUCAUAUCCCGCCAAAAAGCAUGUAUUAAAAGUGGACAACUUUGCCGACCUCAAGACCCUGGAAAAGAGCCUGACAAAGAGCUUAUGCUACAACAUUGUCCAUAGACAUGUUGAAGAGAAUGCAAGGAAACACAGUGCUGAGCAAAGUUGUGUAGAGACAGAUGAAGCUGAAAUCUUCUUCCUGAUCGACCAUUCAGGCAGUAUUGAAUAUCGAGACUUUGAUGAGAUGAAGAAUUUUAUUAAUGAAUUUGUACGCACGUUCCGCAUCGGGCCGCAGCAUGUCCGUGUGGGUCUGGUAAAGUUCAGUGAUUCACCAACUCUUGAGUUUGACUUGACAGCCUAUCCUGACCGAGCUUCAGUGGUAAAGGCUGUGAAUGGUGUUACUCAAAUUGGAGGUGGGACACGGAUUGGAGAAGCUCUGAAAUAUAUGGGCCCCCGUUUCCUUAAUGCAGAGAACACCCGUGGUCACAAGGUCCGUGAGUUCCUCAUUCUAAUAACAGAUGGGAAAUCUCAAGACGAAUUUAAGGAUCAAGCAAAAAAGCUGAGAAAUCAGAACGUCAUUAUAUAUGCCAUUGGAGUGAAAGAUGCUGAUGAUACACAGCUGCUUGAGAUUGCUGGUAGCGAAGACAAAAAGUUCUAUGUCAACAACUUUGAUUCUUUGACAUUAAUCAAAAAGGAUGUUCUCAUGGAUAUUUGCUCUGAUAACUCUAAUAUUUGCAAGGACACGCAGGGGGACAUCCUCUUCUUGAUCGAGAGUUCAGGGCAUAUUAGCAAGAAAGAAUUUAAUGAGAUGAAGAGCUUAAUAAAAUCCAUCAUCAAUAAACUUGUCAUAGACCACAGUCAAGUGCAUGUGGGUCUCAUACAGUUUAGCGACAAACAAAAGCUGAUCUUCCAAUUCAAUGAGUCUUACCACAAAGCAGAUGUGGUGCAACGUUUAGAAAGUAUGGGACAGAUGGGAGGAAGCACAUUCACUGGCAAAGCCUUGUCCUACGCCUCGCAGUUCUUCGACCCUGAGAAAGGGGGACGGCCUGAUGUGAAGAAGAUGCUGAUUGUUGUGACUGAUGGCGAGGCCCAGGAUGAUGUGUUGGCUCCUGCAAAGACACUUCAAAACAAGGGUGUGAUCAUGUACACCGUUGGAGUGGCCAAUGCCAGAUUUAAAGAUCUUCAGGAUAUCAGUGGCGAGAGGCAGAGGGUCUUCAACAAGAGGGACUUUGAUUCACACAAGGCUUUAGAGAGCCAAUUGGCAUUGGCAAUAUGUGGCGAAGACUGUGUGAGGACGGAGGUCGCAGACAUCAUUUUCUUAGUGGAUAGCUCAACCAGCAUCAGUACAGACAAUUUUACCAUCAUGCAAAAUUUCAUGAUGUCUAUAGUUAAUAUAACCACUGUUGGGGAUAAUUACGUACGCUAUGGUCUGAUUCUCUUUGCAACCAAUUCCGCCUCACAAUUCACACUUAACAGCUAUAAAUCAAAGAGAGAUGUUAAUGAUGCUAUAUCAAGACUUCAAAAGACCAAUGGAAACACCAACACUGCAGAGGCCCUAACGUAUUCCUUGAAUUAUUUUGGAGAACAGUUUGGUGGGCGAAAAGCCCUCAAAGUGCCCCAAUGGCUCAUGGUGAUCACAGAUGGAGAGGCUACAGACCCCUAUAGCCUAGCUCCUUCAGCCAAGAAGUUAAGGGAGAAUGGGAUUGUAGUCUUUAGUAUCGGAGUGGUUGGCGCAAAUAAGAAAGAGCUUAACAUCAUAGCAAAUCAUGACUCAAGUAAGGUUUUCUUUGUAGAUGAGUUUGCAAAACUAAAAACACUACACAGAGAUAUUGCAAAGGAAUUCUGCAACUCUACCAAGCCAGUCUGUGAGAGAAAGCAGGGGGAUUUGGUCCUGAUGAUCGACAGCUCAGAGAACAUCAGCCCUACUGACUUUAUUGUCCUGAAGCAGUUUGCCUCAGACCUUGUUUCCAGCUUUAACAUCACGGAGGAGUCCUUCCGAGUCGGAGUGGCCCAGUUCAGCAGUGAUACCAAAACAGAGUUCUACUUGAAUCAGUAUUACACAGAGGUAGAGAUCGUCAAACACAUAAAGAAUAUGAGGCAACUUGGUCGGGAGACACACAUGGGACAGGGCCUGGACUAUGUCCGUUAUGAGUUCUUCCAACCAGAUAGAGGGAGUCGUAUCAAUGACAAGGUCCCCCAGAACCUGGUUUUAAUAACAACCGGACCUCCAAAUGAAGUUGACUUGCAUGCAGCAGGAGCGCUCCUUGCCAUGAACGUUGCUGUGUAUGCUAUCGGAAUAGGAGAUGCUGAAAACUCUGUUGAGCUCAGUCGAAUUACUCAGGAUGGUGAAAGGGUCUUCUCUGUGCAUGACUUAAACAGCCUGAACACUACAAAGAGGAACAUAUUCAAUACGAUGUGCCACAUCCCAUCACCUGAGCCGCAGAGCUGCACCAUAGACAUCGCCAUGGGUUUCGAUAUUACUCACAGGACCUCUAGCAGAAGGCUCUUCGAUGGUCAAGCCCAGUUGCAGGCCUUCCUGCCACAGAUUAUCCGCCAUGUGUCCAGUCUUAAGGGCCUGUGCUGCGUCGCCGACAGUGGACCCAUUGAAACUAAUAUUGGCUUCCGCGUGGUGGAGCAGGAUGGAACAGUUGUCUCUGACUACAAUUUUGAGAAGUAUGAUGAAAAGAUUUUGGAGAAGGUUAUGGCGCUUGAGACCGCCCAGAAGACCUACUUUAACUCCGUCCUCUUGCGCUCCUUCCGUGAAAAGUUCCAGAGGUCAAAUGCUGGAGUGAAGGUGCUGGUGAUCUUCUCAGAUGGACUUGAUGAAGAUGUGAUUAAACUGGAGCAAGAGUCAGCAUUUCUUCAAGGAAAAGGUGUCCAUGCCCUGUUUACAGUCGCCUUAGAAGGGGUCCAAAAUGCCAACCUUCUUCAAAUGGUGGAGUUUGGAAGAGGAUUCGGAUACAAACAGCAGCUCAACAUCGGCAUGCAUGAUGUGAAAAACUACAUUUUGACACAAAUAGACACAGUGGCUGAGAGGGAGUGCUGCAAUGUAAUGUGUAAGUGCACAGGGCCAGAGGGUGUCCAUGGCAACCAGGGGCCCCCGGGCACAAGGGGUCAGCUUGGUCUUAAAGGAAACCCUGGCUUCCCAGGCGAGGAGGGAGUAUUUGGUGAUAGGGGUCAACCAGGUCCCACUGGUCCACAGGGAAUACAGGGAUGUCCUGGGAUGAGAGGAGUCAAGGGUUCAAGAGGCUACAGAGGGAGCAAGGGUGAUGAUGGAGACCACGGUCUUGACGGGAUAAAUGGGGAACAGGGUGUGAAUGGAUCAGCUGGAGUUUCAGGAGAGAGAGGAAACCCAGGCCGUCCGGGCAACAGUGGAAUCAGAGGGGAGCCUGGAGAGAAGGGCCAACGUGGACUUAGAGGUGACCCUGGUGACUCUGGAGUUGACAGCAACUUUGCAGGUCCGAAAGGAGCAAGAGGAAAUCCUGGGUUACCAGGAGACCCAGGAGAGGAGGGCGGUCAAGCAGAAAGUGGUGUCAAUGGAAACCCAGGUCCUGAAGGAAGAAGAGGUCCACCUGGUCCAAGGGGACAACCAGGAUUAACAGGAGAACUAGGACUCCCAGGUAUUCCUGGCCCUUCUGGACCACAGGGUUCAAGAGGAGAUCCUGGCCCGCCAGGACCCAGGGGCACCCAGGGAUUACCUGGACCACAAGGCACACCUGGGACAAUGGGAGGCAAAGGAUCCACAGGAAGCAGAGGGAUGAAUGGUCAGAAGGGCCAGCCUGGGGACCCUGGAGGAAAGGGAGCUCCUGGACCACUUGGGCCCAGAGGGAUGCCAGGACUUGAUGGCAGAGACGGACAUGGACCUCCCGGACAUCAGGGGAUGAAGGGAGAGCCUGGUUUCCCUGGCUACCCUGGAUUACAGGGUGAGUCUGGUGAAAAGGGAGUCAAAGGAGGUCCAGGCCCCAAAGGAAACCAGGGAAGAGGGGGAAACUCAGGCACAACAGGUGAUCCAGGAGUUCCCGGAACCACAGGUCCACCAGGACAUAUGGGCCCUAGAGGGAGACCUGGAGAGAGACCCAUGUCUGAAUGCCAGCUGACCACUUACGUCCGUGAUAACUGUGCAUGCUCCCAAGGUCGGGCAUUGUGUCCAGCCUACCCCACAGAGCUAGUCUUUGCCCUAGACAUGUCACAGACUGUGGAGCCAGCCAGGUUUCAGGCAAUGCGCUCCUCGCUCCUCUCCUUAUUGGAGCACGUUACCAUAGCCGAGAGCAACUGCCCAACAGGUGCACGUGUGGCAGUCGUGUCUUACAGUGACAAGGUCAAGUACUUGAUCCGAUUCCAGGAUUACCAACGCAAGAAGGAGUUGUUGGAGGCCAUUCGUGGUAUCGCACUGCAGAAAACAUCUAACCUUCGCUACCUUGGGGCAGCCAUGCGUUAUGUCGGGCGCCAUGUCUUCAAGCGAACCCGCCAAGCGCUGACGAUGAGGAAGGUGGCAGUGUUCUUCACCAACGGGCCCUCUGAGGACAACUCUGCUAUAGUUACGGCUGCCAUGGAAUUCAAAGCCCUGAACAUUGCCCCUGCUAUCAUAGCCACAAAGAGCGCAGUUGAUGCUCAACGGGCUUUUGAGGCUGAUGACACAGGCAGCUUUAUCUAUGUUCUAAUGAAUAGGCCACAAGAAAAACAAAAACUGCUAGAUAAAAUCAACCAUUGCGUGAUCUGCUACGACCACUGUAGACCAGACAGCCAAUGUAGAUUUACUGACGCUCAGCAGCCACAGGCGGUAGACAUGGACCUGGCCCUGGUGAUGGACGGUUCCAGGGAGAUCCAGGCUGACCAGUAUGCGGGUUUCCAGGAGCUUCUUGGCUCUAUUGUGAAGCAGGUAGCCUUGAGCCCCAGGCCCAAUGCAGCUGACGGCCAGGCCAGAGUAGCCCUCCUCCAGACCGGUGGCUCUCACCUCCAGGUGGAGUUUGACCUGCAGAAGCACAGUGACCACAAUAAACUGGAGAUAGACCUGAAGAACAUGCGGAAGCAUGGAGGAGUGUUGUUUCUCGGGCGGACCCUGGAGUAUCUGGUCAAUGAGGUGUUACUCAAGGCUCAGAGGCCCAGGAAGAGUAGGGUGGUGCUGGCUGUGGUUGGCGCCGAGACGGCCCACUCGGACCGGGCCAAGCUGGCCUACAUUUCCCAGAAGGCCAAGUGUGAGGGCAUUUCACUGUUUGUGAUCACAGUGGGUGAGCAUUUCAACAGCACCCAGGUGGAGGAGAUUGCCAGCAUGCCGUCAGAGCAACACCUGCUUCAUCUCUGGCAUGUGAAGGAGUGGGAGAGAGGCUAUGCACAGCGCUUCUUCAGAUUCUUCCUCAGUGUCCUCAGAAAGGGAUUUAACAGCUACCCUCCAGCACAGCUAAAACACACAUGCGAUCUGUUGGCGGGACAGGAACAUGGAGGGGGACAGACAGCGACGAAUGUGGUAACAAAGGAAGUAGAGGAGUACCCAGACUACACGGAGGAGGAUGAAGAGGAGUUCCUUGAGCACACUGCAGAUCACACAUCAAUCCAGAUGACAGAGGAAAUGGUUAAUGACCAGGACGCAUGCUUCCUCAGACAGGAUGAGGGAGGUUGUCAAAACUACAUUCUGAAGUGGUACUUUGACACGACACAAAGCGAGUGCUCCCGUUUCUGGUACGGGGGCUGUGGCGGCAACGGCAACCGCUUCGAGACACAGGAGGCCUGUGAAGGCCUCUGUCUGAGGAGGAAGCGUUAAUACUACCAACAAACUUUCUAAAACCCUGAAUAAAGUUGAACCGACGAUCACACAAAGACAUCCGCCAAUCCAGUCUCGCUUCAGGUGGGACCAGCUUAAAACAACACAAUGUAAAUCCUCAGCAUUUAUUGUUUUUUCUU
This is a messenger RNA of Esox lucius (northern pike), 7641 nucleotides long. It is a transcript of the gene col6a4a, whose product is annotated as collagen, type VI, alpha 4a. The record is from RefSeq and is a predicted model, not a curated record. The transcript is spliced from 38 exons. NCBI's taxonomy places the organism in Eukaryota, Metazoa, Chordata, Actinopteri, Esociformes, Esocidae. Gene Ontology annotation, molecular function: serine-type endopeptidase inhibitor activity. Bases 26 to 7501 code for a protein of 2491 amino acids.